Molecule: messenger RNA, 1454 nt
Organism: Anguilla anguilla (European eel)
Lineage: Eukaryota; Metazoa; Chordata; Actinopteri; Anguilliformes; Anguillidae
Product: protein CEPU-1-like
Exons: 10
Coding region: 163-1263 (366 amino acids)
Cellular component (GO): neuron projection
Source: RefSeq, a predicted model, not a curated record
GGAUUCUUGCUACUUUCCUACUGCCUCUCUCCAUCGGGGAAGACUGGGACUUAUCAUUGGAACUGCGCGCUUCGCGGUAGUACUUUACUGUGGAUUUUAAAUUCACCACCUGCGUUUUCAAAACAGCCCGUUCGCUCGAGACAAACUACCAAUAGAAUCGACAUGAACAGUCCGGUGUGCUGGGUUAUCCUGAUCGGGAUGGCUAUUCUGCUGCUUCAACAAGGAUUACCAGUCCAUAGCCAAGGGGAUUCUCAAUCUGACAACACAAUGAUGGACAACAUUACCGUCAGGCAAGGUGAAACGGUUGUUCUCAGGUGUUUGCAGGGCAACUCUGUGACGCACACAGCCUGGCUGAACCGCUCCAGCAUCCUGUACGCCGGAGAAGAGAAGUGGUCAGUCGACCCCAGAGUGAGUCUGCUGGCACUGAACCAGGAGGAAUUCACCAUACAGAUCGAGGACAUGGAUACGUCUGAUGAGGGCCUGUACACGUGCGCAGUGCAGACGCGAACCAGGCCCAGAACCACAGCGGUGCACAUUAUUGUCCUGGUGUCACCGAAAAUCAUAAAUUUGGCAAAGAACAUAACUGUGAAUGAAGGUUCGAAUGUCACUCUCUUGUGCUCUGCAAAUGGAAAGCCAGAACCCACGGUCACUUGGAGAUUUCUGUCACCAGCCGACCAGGUUGCCGUCUCAGAGGACGAGUAUCUGGAAAUCCCGGCGAUCACUCGGCAGAAAGCAGGAAGUUACGAGUGCACCGCGUCCAAUGAGGUGUCCACAGAUGUGCAGACCACAGAACUAAUCGUCAACUACCCACCAGCUGUUUCAGAAGGUAAAGACAUCGGCGUUGCUCUGGGUCAGAGAGCCAUCCUCCUGUGUGAGGCAGAUUCUCAGCCUGCCGCCGAGUUUGAGUGGUACAAAGAGGAGAAAAGGAUCACCGAUGAGGUUGAAGGUAUUGAGAUCGAGAACACUGCAGAAUAUUCAAAGUUGAUCCUUUUCAACAUCUCAGAAGAUGGUUAUGGAAACUACACUUGUGUCUCCAUCAACAAACUUGGCAGUGCAAAUACAAGCAUUGUUGUGUAUGAAGUAAUUGAGCCCACUAGCUCGACACUGUUGCAAGAAAAGACAACAUUUCUCAUGGCAUCAACAUAUUAUCCAAUACUGAAAGGGCCCGGAGCAGUGCAGGAUGGGAAUAGCAGUGCCGUGGGAACGUACACCUCAGCCUGUCUACUCCUUGUGAUGUGUCUUCAGCUCCUGCUCAGGUUUUGAUACAAAAUGGCGAUCUGGAGGGCAGCUGGACAUCCACAUGCUUUUAUAAUUUUUUUCUCUCUGGCUUUCUCCCUCUCACGUCUCUCUCCUGGCACAACAGACUGUUGUACAUUAUGUGCAUGGGGGCAACCAUUACAGUACAUGUCAUUUCCAAUCUCUAAAUGUUCUCAAACUUAAUGUUUUUAAUUAUU